ACUUGUGCCAUUAAAGAUGGCCAGGUCGUAAUCUAUUGCUAACACUUCAACCGCGUGUUUUAAAUAAUCGAGGCUGGUGGGUGCAAGACCAAUUCCUGAGUUCGUGGCUUCCGUUCAUUGCAAGGAUGAGCUGAAGAAACCAUGGUAUGAUUUUUGCUCACACCCAUUGGUUAAUCUCUUAGCAGAUUUUCUCGUGACAGUAGAUAUUCAAACUAAAGUUAGUGAAGAAAGCAUCAAACAGCUUUUGGGUUUAACAGGGCAUGUGACUGUGAUUGGGAGCUAGCUCAGCUGACAAGUAUUAAAUAGCACCGCAGAUAAAUGCUGGUGGUUGGGGUUUUAAGACUUUUGCCCUAGCCCUCUUAGCAAAUGCAAGGUUUUUAAGCCACCACUUCAAAAGAGGCUUCGUCUAAAUUUCUCACACAUUUUUCUCCAUCAUAACAUCUUGCUUUCUAUGCUAUCUAACCACUCCUCUCUAACUCCAUAAAAGCUUUUGGGAACUUUUGGCACCUCCUCCACCUCCUCCUCUUUCCACUAACAUGACCACCGCUCGGUUCAUUGCGUUGGUCGUCGCGGCCUCGCUCCUCGUGGCGUCUCUCGGGGUCUCCGGCCAGGCCCCGGCCCCGGCGCCGUCGGACGACUGCUUCAACGCCGUGCUCAACAUGUCGGACUGCUUGACGUACGUUGAGACGGGGAGCAACAUCACCGUGCCGGAUAAAGCCUGCUGCCCCGAGCUGGCGGGGAUGGUGGACAGCAGCCCCGUCUGCCUCUGCGAGCUGAUCGGGAAGGCCGGCAGCUUCGGCAUCGACGUCGACGUUAACCGAGCUCUCAAGCUCCCCGCGGCCUGCGACGUCGUCACUCCGCCCACGAACUUGUGUGCAGCCGCUGGAGUCCCCAUUUCUAGCGACGUCCCUGGCGCACCAGGAAACCCAUCAUUUAAUGACGGCGGCAGAGCUUCUACCCCGUACGGCGCCCUGUCGACGUUUGCCCUGGCCUUGGGUCUGAAAAUAGCCGUCCUCAUGAUACUCUCUUGAUUUUGUACCAUUCGUUUUCGAUUGAUCUCUAUAACUUCACUACUGUUGAAGCGAUUUCUGUCUCCCAUGUGAAAUAAGACUAUUCGAGUUCACAUUCAAUUUAUGAUUAUCAUCAUUCUCCCCCUCCAA
Molecule: messenger RNA, 1160 nt
Organism: Eucalyptus grandis
Lineage: Eukaryota; Viridiplantae; Streptophyta; Magnoliopsida; Myrtales; Myrtaceae
Product: non-specific lipid transfer protein GPI-anchored 12
Exons: 3
Coding region: 537-1031 (164 amino acids)
Source: RefSeq, a predicted model, not a curated record